Molecule: messenger RNA, 1734 nt
Organism: Pleurotus ostreatus (oyster mushroom)
Lineage: Eukaryota; Fungi; Basidiomycota; Agaricomycetes; Agaricales; Pleurotaceae
Exons: 12
Coding region: 1-1734 (577 amino acids)
Biological process (GO): oligosaccharide catabolic process
Molecular function (GO): alpha-amylase activity
Source: RefSeq, a predicted model, not a curated record
AUGAUCCCAACUCGCGCGUGGUGGAAGGAGGCGGUCGUGUAUCAAAUCUACCCCAUCUCCUUUGCAGAUUCUAACGGAGAUGGCCUCGGGGACCUCAACGGAAUCUACUCCAAGCUCGACUAUCUCAAGGACGUUGGUGUAGAUGUAGUGUGGCUAUCCCCCAUCUACCCUUCUCCGCUCGCUGAUAUGGGCUAUGAUAUCUCAGACUAUCGCGACAUCGACAAGAGAUAUGGGACCUUGGAUGACUGGGACAAGUUGGUCAAAGGAUUACAUGAUCGAGAGAUGAAACUUGUGAUGGACCUUGUAGUAAACCACUCAUCAGAUGAGCAUGAAUGGUUCAUCGAGUCGCGGUCAAGCAAGAUAAACCCCAAGAGGGAUUGGUAUGUAUGGCGUCCCCCAAAAUACGACGAGGAGGGGAAUCGUCAUCCUCCGAAUAACUGGAAGUCGAUCUUUCAGGGUCCCGCGUGGGAUUAUGACGAGGCGACAGGAGAAUACUACUUGCACCUUUAUGUCUCAAAGCAGCCAGAUUUGAAUUGGGAGAACGAAGAUGUUAGACACGCCGCCUGGGACGUGAUGCGCUUUUGGCUUGAACGAGGCUGUGACGGAUUCAGAAUGGAUGUAAUCAACAAGAUCUCAAAGGUUAAGGGUCUUCCUGAUGCCCCGAUCACCAUUCCGGAUGAAGAAUAUCAACCCGCCGGGAUGUACUAUCUGAACGGUCCCCGGGUGCACGAAUUUAUCAAAGAGUUGAACUCGAAUGUUCUAUCACACUACGAUGUUAUAACCGUCGGGGAGACACCGUCCACAUAUUUGGCAGAUGAAGUCGCCAAAUACGUUCUCCCACAAAACAAAGAAUUGAACAUGGUCUUCCAAUUUGAGCUCAUGGACAUUGACGCUUUCGUCGAUCCUCGGAGUGGCGAUCACAUCCCGAUGAUACCCUGCGACUGGACGUUGUCGGACUUGAAAAAUAUUGUGACAAAAUGGCAGGUAUUCAAGAGAGAGGAAGGUUUUUGGAAUGCGGUAUUCAUUGAGAACCACGAUCAAGCGAGGUCUAUAUCCAGAUUCGCGGACGAUUCAGACGAAUGGCGAGCACGGUCGGCCAAGUUGUUGGCUAUGUUACAGAUUACGCAGGGCGGGACAUUAUACGUCUACCAAGGCGAGGAGAUCGGCAUGAGGAACUUCCCAGUUGAUUGGGGUCUAGAAGAAUACAAAGAUGUGGCAACGCAAAACUACUGGAACAAUGAUACUGUCGACAUGUCUGAUGUGAUCGAUGGGCUCCAGCGGAAAGCCCGAGAUCACGGCCGUACGCCAAUGCAGUGGAACGACACCACUCACGCCGGGUUCACAACUGGGACACCGUGGAUGCGAGUUAACGAUGACUACAAAGCGUGCAAUGCGGAAAGCCAGACCAGAGACGAAACCAGCGUGCUCUCCUUCUGGAAGCGCGCAAUCCAAGUACGAAAAGCCCGAGAUGUAUUGACCAAGAUUUAUGGAGACUUCGUGGAACUGGAUCAUCUCAACAAGGCAGUCUUUGCCUACACGAGGUCGCUAGGAAACUCAAGCGCGUUGGUCUUGCUCAAUUUCAGCAAGUCGGAGGUCGAGUAUCGGGUAGAAGGCAUAAUGACCGACGGGUUCAAGUGUGAAUUAUCCAACUAUGCGUCGGAAGACUCGACAGAAUACCUCGGUAGCGUUAUUCUCAAGGGCUUCGAAGGGAGAGUCUACUUUCGGGACAUGUAG